Molecule: messenger RNA, 990 nt
Organism: Aspergillus puulaauensis
Lineage: Eukaryota; Fungi; Ascomycota; Eurotiomycetes; Eurotiales; Aspergillaceae
Product: Ldh family oxidoreductase
Exons: 1
Coding region: 1-990 (329 amino acids)
Molecular function (GO): oxidoreductase activity
Source: RefSeq, a predicted model, not a curated record
AUGAAGCUGCCAAUCGCUCAAGCGCAACAGCUCGCGCACGACGUCCUCGUGCAAACCGGGUACACGCCAGAAAACGCAACACGGAUUGCCCUUCACCUUCUCGACAGCCAGCUCCGCGGCUACUCCUCCGCUGGCCUCGCGCGCAUCCUCGCAAUCCGCGAUCGCCUCGGUGACAAAAAGCCCGCUGAAGACAUCAGCAUCACAACCGAGACCCCCGUCCUCGCACACCUCAACGGCAAUGACACAUUCGGAUACCUCGUCGGCGAGAAAGCAACCGAGAUGGUGAUCGCCAAGGCCAAGGAGUGCGGGAUCGCCAUCGUCGCAGCAUGCAAUACCUGGACAACAGGGAUGCUCGCGUACUACGCGGAGAAGGCAGCCAAGGAGGAUCUCGUUACGAUUAUCACGGCCAGCUCGACACCAUGGGUUACCAUUGAAGGCGGGUAUAAGGGGAUCAAUGGGACGAAUCCUGUUUGUGUCGGGCUUCCGUCGAGUGGGAAGCCUGUUAUUCUGGAUAUUGCGACAUCGAAGAUUCUUCAUGCUGAUAUCGUACUUGCGCAAAGACUGGGGACGGAGUUACCAGCUAAUUCAGCCUUCAACGCGCGGGGCGAAUCGACGACGGAUCCAUUUGAGGUAUUCCAGGGCUCGAUUGCUCCCUGGGGCGGGUAUAAAGGGUCGGGUCUUGCAUCCAUGGUUCAGUUGUUUGGUGUGCUGGCGGGAUCACCGGCGUUCCCGCCGCCAUUGGAGCAGUUCGGGCUCAGUAUUAUUGCGAUUGAUCCGGCGAGGUUUCGGCCCAUUGCAGAGUACAAGACGGAGGUCGAUAAGUAUUGUCAAGGUGUUAAGGACAGCCCUGUCGCUGAGGGAGCACAGGCGCUGCGGCUGCCGUUUGAGGGUUCGGCGAAGGCGAGGGCGGAGGCGUUGGCCGCUGGAGAGGUCGAGGUUGACGAGACUGUUUAUAAGACACUAGUAAAGAUUGUGCAAGGAGUCAUUUGA